Molecule: messenger RNA, 4614 nt
Organism: Fusarium venenatum
Lineage: Eukaryota; Fungi; Ascomycota; Sordariomycetes; Hypocreales; Nectriaceae
Product: mediator complex subunit 13 C-terminal-domain-containing protein
Biological process (GO): positive regulation of transcription by RNA polymerase II
Cellular component (GO): mediator complex
Molecular function (GO): transcription coactivator activity
Source: RefSeq, a predicted model, not a curated record
AUGGAGACCAGCGAAUAUGAAACGAAUACUCUGUCGAUAAACAACAUCGCGUCGAUAGCCUUUCGCAUUUACGAGCCGUCCAUAGACCAAUCGCAUAGCUUCCAAUCAUCCGCCCUUGAGAUUCAAAGUACACUUCGUGACCAAGGAAAGUUAGUCUCGUACGACACCGACCGAGGAGCGAUAUGGAUCUUUCAGAUCACCAACAAAGAUGGAGCAAGCAAGGCUGUCAGUUUUGGCUCGGGUGUCAGUCUUGAAGCUUGUGGCUACACGCUGGGAAUGGUCGAGGAGGGCACACUCGAACCUGCUGCUUUACAGAAGAACCGCAUCCCUGGCAACACAACACAAAAUGCUGCAACAAACACGGCCGCAAUCACAUCUCCAGCUGAACCGCAUCAGCGCAACCCCCUAAUUUCACCUACACAAACCGUGGGGACUCAAGCAGAAGGAGGCGUUCAACUUCCGGCUCAGCCUGUCGACACCAAGACGACACAGCCAGUACCCAAGAUUAUAUACGAGCAAUUCAUCAUUGCAGUAAUUUCCGCGAUAACAUUUGCGUUUUGUAGCCAAUCUAUGGCGGUUCCUCUCAACUACAGGACAAUAUUAAUCCCACCGUUGCAAGCCGAUAGAAACGAACAUGAAAAGGAUUCUUUGCAGGCCGAUCCUGUUAUCGGUACAUUCAAAACUUAUCUUACAACCACAGGUUCUCUUGUGGUCAGUCUUUACUUCUCUUAUUGUCAGAAUCUGGCUACGGUGGAAGAUGUUCUUUCUGGAGAUUCCACUUCGUCGAGCGGUCCGAUAUUAGCUGCCCCUUAUGGAGUUUUUGCUACGAAAUCCAGCUUUUCCAACGGAGACGCGGACCGGAGUCUUGUACAGACGCCGAACACACAAGCUUUGAGCGUCAGAAGUUUCCCAGACGCAAAUGAUUCACUCUGGAAACAUUCGUGCCUUAAAGCCCUCGAAUAUUGUGGACUUAAUCCGUCUAAUUUCAAAGCGGGCUCAUGGGUCAAUCUUCUCAUCAUGAAGCCGACCUCGCAGGAUGUAGAUGGAGAGCAGAAGCGACUGCGUGCCACCGUUCCAUGGCCAGGAGCUCUUUGCUUUCGCAAGAAAUUAUUGGAGGUAUCGACGACUCACCGUGUGGGAAAUACCAUGCUGAGUGGCCACGAGGAAUGCCACGAUCCUUUGGGUGAUGCUCGUGGAUGGUUUGCUGGUACUUCUGAAAGGGAAGAGAGAGUUUCCAGGCGAAAAGCCGAGCGUGCCCAUACUGCCGCAAAAGAGGUCAAUGUUGCUAACCUCCAAGCUCAAAGUCUCAACGGCCAAUCUCCACUAUCAGUACGGCGUCCAAGUACGGCCGCUGCUGGUGUCAUGUAUCCGACUCCUCCUGACGCUAUCCAACAGCACCUCGGCGUUACUCCUUCUAUAGACGGGGCGACCUCCAGUCCUAAUAACCACCACCCAACUCUUGCAGUUGUUGACGCAGAUGCCACGAUGCCGACAGUAACAUUGAUGGCUGACGUUGACCAUGAUACGUGGGACGGUGGCCAUGAACAAAAGAGAGAGCGAAGCGACAGUAACUUGCUUGGCGAUACCGAUGAUAUAAUGAACGGUAUGGGCGGAGAUGUAUUUGGUGAUCAUGAUGUGACAGAAGACGACUUCAACUUUUUUGAUGGACCUGAUGGCAACGAUAUGGAUAUCGACAUAGCCGACUUACAACCAAUUUCGCAUCCACCACCCCCUCAAGCGAUACCCCCUCCAGCAAUACCUCCUCAAACGAUACUCCCUCAGGCGAUACUCACUCCAGCAAUGCCCCCUCAAGCGAUGCCCCCGCCGAUGAUCACGCAACCGCAACCCCAGAAAGUUAUCGAGCCAAAGCCCAAUAUCAAGUCAAAACCCAAGACCCAUGAACCUGUUUUUGCGAAGCCAGAAUUAAAACACGCCAGGAGCUCCCUCAAUGAUGAGAUCAACCACAAGGUCAAGACUGAACGGUCAAAUUCCAACAAGCGAGGAUCCAGCCCCUUUGACCCAGAUACUGUGUUCAAGCGAGUCAAAGCUUCUCUGGCUAGCCCUACGCAGGAGAACUUCACCUUUCAAGCCCCUCUUCGGCGCAAGAGUAGCAUUUUUGAGAAAGUCGAGUUUGACCCUAAGAUCCCCCUGAUCAACAAGAAGUACGAACACGGCGGUGCAUUUGACUUUUCAAAGGAUCAGGGCAGUGGGGAAUUGAAGCGUGAUACUGAAGGCCUUUCCAGAGAUGAAUACCUUGAACGACAGGGGAAGAUCAAGCCGGAUUCCAAGACCCUCUCUGGUGUGUCUUUGAUCAGAAGCUUGACUGGCGUAGACGGAUCUGCUAAUUAUACAAAUGCCCAAAAAUCGAACGGCAAUGCAUCCUUCUCCGAAGAUAGUGAUGUCGAUUCAGAGGCGGAUGACCUAAGUUCAAUCUCUGGUGGCCCUAUGUCACCGAUCAAGUCCAGCGUGAAACGGACAGUUGUGGAUGAUGAUGCACUUUCGCAAGCCACAACAUCGCGCGAGGCAGACCUGAUAGACGAUGCCACUGAAGAGCAGUUUGCGAUCGAACUACCCAAGCUAUCAAAGACCGAGUCACCAGAACUGCCGCUUCAUCGCUUUUUUUCGGAUCCGGAGCCUCUCAAUGCAGAAGUGGGACUUUCUAACCUCGAGUUCGUUGAGGUUGCACAAAUUGUCACCGAACAAGCUGCCACUGGCCGACUUGAUAUCGGUAUUGAUCACAGGAAAGAGUCUGCUGCACUUGCAACAAUGAAAGGUCAUGAGCUCAAUGUUGCCCGUAGUUCGCUCCAGCUCCUUCACAACAUUAUUCCCUCGAAUUUAGGAAGCGCUAUGGCGGUACGAUUAAAAGGAUUGCUUGAGAUACUAGACCUACCACUCGUGGGGCAGCCAAAUCGCAUGCAACCCCGACCGAUACCUGGCAGGGAUACCAAUGUCGAGCAACUACGGGCCAACAACCUCUACCAGAUUCCAGUACCUCACCUCGAGGUUCGCAGAUCGGAAACGAAACUAUCCGUACUUCCGUCAUCUAUCUCUUUCUGGGAAGGUCUUGGACUGUCACCUUCGUGGGGCGCAAAGGAUGUCACUGCCCUUUGCAUAUUUCCUGGCUGGAAGGGAAUGCCAGAUCACGUCGGAAGUUUUCUCAGCCGCUCAAAGAGUGUAUAUGAAUCGCUGAAGCUAGGUACCUUCAACAACCUGCCCUUAUCUGGAGACUGGGACGACGGCAUUUUGCCUUAUGAGGUCGAUAGGAUCUCAACCUCACCUGACGCAACUGUUACUGGUCAUGGCUCCUCUCUAGUGGAGAGCAUGGAAGUGCUCCGAAGCUCUCUAUCAGAAUUGAAGUCCAAGGACAAGAAUCUGGUCAUUUACUUCGUCUACUCACCUGACAAUCCCGCCUCUAUCAUCGAAGCUUGCACCGCUUUCUACCGCUGCUUUGAUGAGUAUAGUGAACUCCUAGCAGCUCGCAAAGAAUCUCCGCAGAACGAGCUGGUUUUGCAGCUUGUGUCGUCGAACCUGAUAUCAUCAACGACAUCUCUAGUUGUUCCAACUCCCGCAGAAAUGAUCAAACUCUGUGUAGAGACUUACGACAGAUGUACGCUGUUUCUGGCCCCUGAAUAUGGCGGUCCUACCCCUGCACCUGCGGUCAUGCUUGAACAGCCUCCGCCUCGAAUGAUUGACUUCAAGUUGACUACCUCGCCUUCUCAAUCCCUUAUGCACGAAAACUCAUGUAUUCAUGUGGGCUACGCUGAAAGCCUUGAUGGUCGAUGGAUCACGGCUGCAUGGACAGAUAACCGUGGGCAACGACAAGCCACUGCAUCUUACUCGAUUACGCGGAGCAGAACCCCUGACCGAUCUGCUUCCCAGCACAAAGCGGCCAUCAUAACUGAAAUCUGGGCGACGACGUUGAGCAUGAUAUCGAUAUGGAAAGUUCAAUGGCGAGUAAUCAUUACCAGAGCCGGACCGAUGGAUCAGAAAGAGGUUGAGUGGUGGCAAGCAGCAUCAACACUCGAUGACAAGUACUCUUUCACGAUGAUCUUGAUGUCGGUUGACACUAGUCCAUCCCUACAACUUGUGCCUCCCGUCGUAAAGAUUCCUCAUGCGGCAACUUCGGCAUUCUACUCAACACCCGUGUCCACGCCGCAGGCUAACAUUGUCUCGCCGGAGCAAACAACGACUCCAGCAACUCCUAUGCGGGAAAAUACCCUGGCUGCCACUCCAGGUGCUGAGAGUGUCACUGAACCAGACGCCGAUUCUUUCUUGAUUGACGCCACUGACCAAACAUGGGGCGCCAUCGCUGCACAUCGGUUUGGCAACUCUACUACACUUCUUGAAGUACGACCUGCGCUUGCCAGUGGUUACUUGAUCAAACGGACGGGAAUCAAGAUUGAAGAUCCUCCAGUCGUGAUGGAAGUCAACCUUGUUCAUACAGAGGCUACCCCACGCGCAUACGAGCCUCUCCUAAGAGAGAUGCUAUGCUACUUUAGGGGUCUUGGUACUUUGGCCCGUGCUAGAGGCGUCACAGAUCGUGAGAUGGAUGUUCGGCCUUGGCAUAUCGCAGUAGCUGAGAAGGGCGUACGAGCGCUGCAUCUUUUGUUAUAA